Echinops telfairi (small Madagascar hedgehog) is the source of this 717-nucleotide messenger RNA. RefSeq lists its product as uncharacterized. Gene Ontology annotation, cellular component: nucleolus. The record is from RefSeq and is a predicted model, not a curated record. NCBI's taxonomy places the organism in Eukaryota, Metazoa, Chordata, Mammalia, Afrosoricida, Tenrecidae. Gene Ontology annotation, biological process: ribosome biogenesis.
AGUCAAGAGAUCUAACGAUUCAUUGCAGAAUGGAAUCACCUGGAUCUUGAGUCAUUGUACAUGUACAACAAAGGUUUGACAAUAGCCAAGAACAAAUUAAUAGGAAAUGAGGCCAGAAAUGUCUUUCAUGUAGUGAGCCAAGAUAACUUCAAGUAGGAAAACAAAGCAAAGCCACUUAGCACAAAUCUUAGGAAAAUAAACAUUGGGAAUGAUGAAAAUAUCAAGAGAGUAAAUAAAGCUUUUGUCAAUAUACAAAAGGAACUUGCACAUUUCUUAAAAGGCCUUUCCCUUGAACCUCUGCAGAAACAGCCGUUUCCUCAGCAGCAUCAGGAAAAUGGACCACCUUUCUGCUUAGACCUGGCUCGUGAAGUCAUGACUGAGGGAAAUGUGAGUGUGAGUGCAGACCCCACCACAGUGCACCAAACCUUGAGGGCACAUAACCACAUGGAGAAAGUCAUUGACAAAGAGGGCUGCAGGGGGAGCCCAAUCUGCCAAACUGACCCCCUCCCUAGAAGUAAGUGCUACAGAGGACAUUUAUGCUUUCCUGCUGCCUUUUUUGGCGUCAUCUUCGUUUUUCCAGAUACAGGUUUCAGUGACAACCUUGCUGAUCUCCUCUUGGGCUUUUCUUUCACUUAUGGGGAUGAUUUCACUAACCGACAGAAGCAGAAAGACCUUGAUAUCAACGUUCUCUUCAUUUUUACUAUGUAUACCAUUUAA